CUCAAUCCCUCCAUACGCUUCCGAUACCCGACAGCGACCGAGCGACGAACCAGCUGGAACUCGCGCGCCGAGGUUGAUAUUACAAGUUCACAUUCUCAAUACUCGGGAGCAAGUCGCCCGCUGGUGGCGAUUAGCUGGAAAAGAUGGCGAGCUCCUUUGAAAAAUCCGUCAAGGGCGCGACCAAAAUUAAGGCCGCGCCUCCCAAGACGAAGUACAUCGAGCAUAUUCUUAUCGCGACACAUUCGGGUGAGGCGGGAGUUGGAGAGGUCUUUAGGGUACUGCAGACUCGGUUGCGCGAUUCAACAUGGACCGUUGUCUUCAAGAGUCUGAUUACUGUACACCUUAUGAUCCGAGAGGGUUCGCCAGACGUUACCCUAGCAUAUCUUGCUAAGCACCGGAGUAUGCUGGGUCUGGGCAUGAUAUCAGAUGUUCAAACACAAGGCCGAAACAUCCGUCAUUACUAUGAUUACCUUACCGAAAGGGUGCGAGCGUAUCGUGACACAAAGAUUGACUGGGUUCGAGGCAGGGAGAACCGGUUGGAGAAGCUCUCAGUCGAAAAAGGCUUGCUACGAGAGACAGAAUCUGUUCAGAAGCAACUCACAGCGUUGCUCAAGUGUGAUGUCAUGGACAACGAACCAGAAAACGAAAUUACGGUUACCGUGUUCAGGCUCUUGCCUGAUGCCGAGAGAGCUAUGGACAUCUACCGGAAUUUUGCUCGUCAAACCGAUUUCGUGGUACAGUACCUCAGUGUCGCUCGACAAUAUGAACACCAUACUAGAGUUGAGGUUCCCAAGCUCAAGCACGCACCUGUGAAUUUGGGACGGCAGCUAGAGGAUUAUCUGAAGGAUCCUGACUUCGAGAUUCACCGGAGGCAGUAUCUGGCCGAGCUGGAGGCGAAGAAGAAAGGGGGGUCAUCCUCGGUAUCAAAGUUCCCCAAAGCAGAGUCAUCCACGAAGAAUACUGCCUCAGGGACCACAAGCACCAAAGAAGAGUCAUCCAGGCCGGCAAUUCCUAUCAAGUCGGCGGAUGCCAACCUCAUCGAUUUCUUCGACUCGAUCGAGCAAAACCAGACGCAAAUGGCUGUUCAGGCACAGCCACAGCUUCAGCAAACCCAUGGACAGAUGCAAGUGAGCGCAAACCCUUGGGCACAGGCCGCUUUCCAGCCUCAACCUACUCAGCCGUUUCAAGCCAACGAUUUUGUGGCUCAGGCUGCCUUCCAACAAGCUUUCCAGCAGCAGCAACAACAACAGCAGCAGCAGCCAACAAUGGAUACUUAUGGUCAAGUUCCGCAGGCUCCUCAGCAACAGAUGCAACCGUCUUUUACGGGAGCUGGGUAUGGUGGCUUUUCUCCCCAGCAACAAGGCUUCCAGGCCACCUCGUUGUCUCUUGGUCCCCAGGAUCACAUGGCCAGUUUCCAGACGGCCACAACCACCGGCUUCUCCGGUCUUCAGCCACCACAGCAAGUCACCAACCCUUUCCGACAAUCUAUGAUGAUGAACCAACAACAAACGGGAUCUCCAUUCUCGCCAGCGAACAACUCCCCUUUCCAGCAGCAACAACCACAACAACAGCAACAGCAGCAAAUGCAGCGUCCUGUGACUGCACAGUCUACCAACCCAUUUGCUCGCGCAUCUCCUCAGGCGGCACAGCCCUUCGCUUCUCCUCCAGCCAACUCGCCUUUCCAGUCGGCUCCACCGCAACAACCGCAGCCGACUGGAACCAACCCCUUCGCGAGGGGCUUCGCGGCUUCCCAGUCGGUCCAACAACAACAGCAGCAGCGCCCCGUUACUGCUAGUGGCCCACUUCUUCCGAUGCCAACGGGCAGCACAAAUCCUUUCCGUCAGGGUGCGUUCGUGAACCAUGCUACCGGUAUGGGGUGGCAACAUAACCAACAGCCUAUAGGGGGCGGGCUCGACCAACUCGAGACAAUCCCGGUGUUUCCGAGGCCAGCACAGCAAACGCCAUGGCAGCAAUGAUGAGCGGUUGUCUCCUCUGACAGCCGCGUAAUACUUAGCUCUCUUGAUCUUGGAUUUUAAGGGCUAUACGGGCAAGCGUAUGUCGCUGACAGGCGCACUGCCCCGCUUUUCUGUCAUUCUGCUGUUUUCGUUUUGGCUUGUCUGGUUUGUUCGGG
Messenger RNA from Neurospora tetrasperma FGSC 2508, 2131 nucleotides. RefSeq lists its product as uncharacterized. Gene Ontology annotation, biological process: clathrin coat assembly; clathrin-dependent endocytosis; vesicle budding from membrane. The record is from RefSeq and is a predicted model, not a curated record. Gene Ontology annotation, molecular function: SNARE binding; phosphatidylinositol-4,5-bisphosphate binding; 1-phosphatidylinositol binding. Gene Ontology annotation, cellular component: clathrin-coated pit; clathrin-coated vesicle. The coding region runs from base 144 to 1976 and encodes 610 amino acids. NCBI's taxonomy places the organism in Eukaryota, Fungi, Ascomycota, Sordariomycetes, Sordariales, Sordariaceae. The transcript is spliced from 5 exons.